Molecule: messenger RNA, 4750 nt
Organism: Jaminaea rosea
Lineage: Eukaryota; Fungi; Basidiomycota; Exobasidiomycetes; Microstromatales
Exons: 2
Coding region: 27-4697 (1556 amino acids)
Biological process (GO): mitotic cell cycle; meiotic chromosome condensation; mitotic chromosome condensation
Cellular component (GO): condensed chromosome, centromeric region; nucleus
Molecular function (GO): histone binding
Source: RefSeq, a predicted model, not a curated record
GUCAUCACCACCCAUCGCCCACCAUCAUGGACGAUGAUUCGCCUUUCAUCGCUCAUACGGGGGCAGGGCUCAUUCGCUUCGAUCUAUCCGCAGAGCUCGUAGCCCUUGACACUACCUCACCUGCCUCGUACGAUGUAUCCAAUGACGAGACGGACCUCUCGCAGCUUCAACUCGACCAACAGAAUGCACACCUCAACAACCUCAUCGACCAGCUAGCGCUCAUCAGUCCGGACCAACUCCCUCGCGAGCAGCAGCUUUGGGACGACCUCCGUACGCAUCUCAAACACUUUGACAGUCUCCAAGACGGGGCGAGGAGCAAAAUAGCAGAUGGCAUCGUAUCCAGCCUCUCCCACCUCGUCGCAACCAUCGAUCGAGACAUCAAGGGCAGCACAUUGAGGGGUCCACGCAGUCGCUUUGUGAACGACGACGACGACGACGACGACGAAGAUGCUGCUGACGGCAGUUUCCGCUCAUCCAGUAGCCCCGAAGAGCUGAGGCGAACAUACAACCAAGCACUCGAGAUGUGGGCAUUCCUCGUCAAUUGGCUCAUCUACGUCGCAGACCGUGUCGCCAACUCGUCAUCCGCGGGAGGAGGCAGCAGUACAGCAGCAGGGCCGACGACUACCAAGGGCAGAGGGAAGGGCAAAAAGACUGCCGGAGCAGCUUCAUCAUCUUCAGUCUCCUCUGGCUCAGGCUUCCCCUGGACGGCAACGAUUCUCCCUUCGCUCCUCUCUACCAUCUCAAAGCUCCUCCAAAGUUUUCCCUCGGCGCUCUUCUACCCGCUAUCUACCCCUCGUGAUGCAUUUUUGUCAACCUUGCUCCGCCCUUCGCUCCAUCUCCUCGAGCGCGAGUCCAAUCUCAAGACGAGCAGCAACAUCACCGCUCACGUUUACGCCGUCACCUGUCUAGCCGUCAAGAGGCACGGCCAAUCACAAACGGCGCAGACGAUGCUCCUUCAAAUGCUGCAGUACUAUGAGCACCUCCCAGAAGCCAUUGCGCAGCUUCUCACCACCCUGCGCCUCGAGUUCGACUCGCCCAGACUAGCAGAGGAGAUUCUCGUCGAGAUUGCCAAUCGCGAUUUCGCCUCGUCAAGCAACAGUGGCGCAGCAUUCGCCAUGACGGCCAGCCAAGAGAACAAGGUGCCUCGCGUCUUUGCCCGUUUCCUCGUCGCUUUCACCGACGCCAAUCCGCGAACGACGCUCAAGCAGAUCUCGCUGUUACAGAAGCUCAUCGACAGUGAUGCCUACCCGAUUCGCAACGCGCUCGUCGAAGUCUUCGGCCUGCUCAUUCGCGAUCUUGUUGUCACCGACGAUCAGAUUGCGCCUCAGGCAGCUGACGAGACGGUCAAUGCGGAUGACACGAUGAGAGAAACUUCAGCGGAGAGCAGGAAGAAGCAGAUGGAGAGUUUUUGGGCCAUCCUGUUCGAGCGCUUCCUCGACGUCAAUUCGUACGUCCGGGUGAAAGUGUUGAGCGUCUGCACACGGCUCUGCGAGCUGCCGGCCAAGUUCCCAGCUCAACGCAUCAAGUUACUCGCUCUGACCCAACGCGGCCUCAAGGACAAGUCCUCUUCAGCUCGCAAGGCAUCAAUCACGCUCUUGACUCGCCUUGUCCUUACCCACCCAUACGGUCUGAUGCACGGUGGCGAGCUCGACGAGAAAGUCUGGCAGGCCCGCGUCGAUGAGGUUCAGAAGAAGAUGCAUGAGCUCAGCGGUGGCUUGGAACUGCCGGAGAACCUCGAAGACGAAGGGGACCAAAAAGAAGAGGACGGUGACGAUGACGAUGACGGGGAUGAUCAAGAGGACAACCACAGUAUCGUGCGUCGACCCAAGACUCGCAAGUCGAUCAACACCGCAGAGCUCUCGGCGCGUCUGUCUCCUCAGGUCGUGGAAACUCUCAACCGCCUCAAACUCACACAUCGUUACUACAUCGACGGUCUUUCCUUCAUCAGAGCGUUGGCCAACUCCAUGCCAGACCUAGAAGAGCUCCUCUACUCAUCUAGCAAGGCCGAAGCGCUCGAGGCCAUGGAUUUCUUCCGCAUUGCUGCCGAGUACAAGCUGCCUGGAGCUGAGCGUGGCAUGCGCAAGAUGAUUCACCUCGUCUGGACCAAGGACAACGCUAUGGUCGAACCUACGGCGGGAGGUGUGACGGGCGCAGCCAAUCCAGAGGAUCGUGAGCUCAAUGCAGGCAGCAGCGGCUCAACGACUCGCUCCAUCAAGGGUCGACUUAUCGAGGUGUACACCAGCCUCUACUUCACUCCCCUUGAUCACCUCAGUCACAAGGGAAAUGUUGGACUGAUCGCGCGCAACCUCGUGCAGAGGACAAAGGGCGCCUCUCUCGCUGAGCUCACAUCACUUGAGGAGCUCCUAUCAGCAAUGAGCGCCGACAACAUCAUUCACGAUGAUGUCAUCGAUAAGCUUUGGUCGGUCUACGCCACACCGUCCCGUCGCAACAUCGAGAGGUCGCAGCGACGCGGCGCCAUCGUAGUUCUCAGCAUGUUGGCGGCAUCUCGCCGACAGAUCGUCCAAGACAAAAUCGACGUCCUCCUCAGCGUCGGGCUCGGACCGCUCGGUGCGUCCGACCCCGUCUUGGCGAAGUGGAGUGUGGUCGCUUUAGGCCGUAUAGGAGGAUCGACGAAGAAGGUCAAGGGAGCCCUCUCCGACCGCCGCGUGCGCUUCCCCAUGUCUCACCCAAUGUUUAGCAAGCUGCGCUCUGCGGUCCUCAGUGCGGGCCUGGCGCAGAAGACUGGUGGGGAACAGGCAAAGGGCGAGUGGUUCAGCUUGGCCGAGAAUUGCAUUCAGGUCAUCUAUGAGCUCGGCGAGCAACCUGAUCGUCUCUGCGGCGAUAUCGUGCGGUGGUUUCUGGCGCAGGUCUUUACGGCAAAGGAAGGCAGUGCAGCUGACUCGCCACUGCAGCAGAGCAAGUCGCCGCGUAUGAACGGCGGCGGCUUCAAUGAGACGCAGACCCCGUCGCAAUCGCCGUCAAAGGGCCUCAAAGAAGCCACAGCAUCUGCGACAGCCAACCAUUCUGGCCUGGCCAAGACUGCCUCUGCCUUUCAAUUGGCACAGCUCGUAUUCGUCGCAGGCCACGUUGCGUUGAAGCAGAUUGUCUACCUCGAGAACGUCGAGCGAGAGUACAAGCGACGUAAGGCUGAGGCUGAACGGGUCGCGAAGGAAGAUGGAGGCAAAGAUGCGAAGGGACGCGGCGGCAAGAAGGGCGCUGCCGGAAACACGGCUGCUGCCAAGGGAGGCAAGAAGGGCUCCAAGGAUGCCAACGAGGACGAAGGCGACGAGCUUGAGCAAGUUGCAGGCAACGUCGAGGAUGAGAUUGGUGAGGUCAUUGGCGAGGUGCGAGAGAAGGAGCUCCUCUAUGGCGGACGCAGCCUCCUCGGCCUUUUUGGGCCUCUGGUCGUACACAUCGCCAGCAAUCCGAAGAGCUACUCCUCGGACCACGUCCGCAAAGCCGCGGUGCUCACGCUGUGCAAGUUCAUGUGCGUCUCCUCGACCUUCUGCGAGACCAAUCUCUCCUUGCUCCUGCACAUCCUCUCGACGUCGUCCGACGCCACGACUCGAUCCAACGUCGUCAUCGCUUUGGGCGACAUAGCCGUCUCUUUUGGCAACCUCGUCGACGAGAACUCGGACCGCCUCUACGCUGGGCUGAAUGACCGCGAUUUGGGCGUCAAGAAGCACACCCUCAUGGUGCUCACACACUUGAUCCUCAAUGGAAUGAUCAAGGUCAAGGGCCAGCUAGGGGAAAUGGCCAAAUGUCUCGAAGAUCCCGAAGCGCGCGUGUCGGACCUGGCCAAACUCUUCUUCUCCGAGCUGGCUACCAAGGAGAAUGCAGUCUACAACAACCUGCCGGAUAUCAUCUCACAUCUGAGCGUAGGAAAGCACGCCGUCGACGAGGAGACGUUUGAGCGCACGAUGAAGUUCAUCUUCACCUUUGUGGACAAGGAGAAGCAGGCAGAAAAUGUCGUGGAGAAGCUCUGUCAACGCUUCAGGCUUACCUCGGCAGAGAGACAGUGGCGCGAUAUUGCGUACUGCCUGUCGUUGUUGCCUUACAAGUCGGAGAGGUCGGUCAAGAAGUUGAUCGAUGGGCUGCCCUUCUAUCAGGACAAGCUACACGACGAGACGGUGUACCGGCGCUUCGUCGACAUCGUGGCGAAAGCGAGGUCGGCGAGGGGUUCGGGUGGAUCGAGCGCCAAAGCUGCAGCGGCAGCUACCGUCGGAGGUGGUGGUGAGGCAGAAUUGCAGGACUUUGAGCAGUUGAUUGAGGGCUUCCACUCGAAGGGCGAGGAGGAGGUGCAGCUUGAGAGGGGUACGGCGGCCAAAGUGGCGAAAGCUCAGGCCAGCCUUGCGCGUGGUAGUAGAGGUGGACGAGGUGGCGCUCGGGGAGGAGGAGCCGCACGAGUCGGAGGAGGGCGUGGGGGCGGACGCGGACGAGGCAAGAGCGCUGGGAAGAGCGAAGAGAGUGAGGAAGAGGACGACGAUGAUGGCGAUGACUCGGAUCGUGAAGCUGUGGCUCCUGCGCCAGGUCGGUCAAGACGGACAGCAGCGGCCCCAGCAGCGGCCCCAGCAGCGAAAGCGAAGAAGCCGUCUCACCGUGGAGCAGCGAGUCGAGGUGUGCGCAGAAAGGCCGUGGUGGAGAGCAGUGAGGAGGAUGAGGGCGAGGAUGUCGUCGUCGACGACGAGUCGUUCUAGACUUUGAUCUUGUAGUGGCCAAUGUUGUUUCAAUAACACGCAGUGCAAAGGCA